AUGGACAGCCGCCGACGAUCAAAUGCGAGCACUCCUGCGGAGAGUGACUCGCCCCAUUCUGUCUACACCCCUGCCACAGAAUCGUCAGUCCUAUUCGACAACCUUGACGAGCUGCUUCGGAGAAUCCCAUCGGAAAAUUCUUAUAUUCUUAUCACUGGAGGAUUGGGUUUCAUUGGAAGCCACACAACCUUGGAGCUGCUCAAGGCUAACUAUAAUGUGAUUGUGAUCGACAAUCUCAGCAACUCUUUUGAGGUUGUUUUCGACCGCAUCAAUCUCUUGGCGCAGAAGUUCCACAAACAAAACGGAUCUCAAAUGCCCUCCAUGAGACUGCAUGCUCACGAUUACCGUGACACAAAGACUCUGAUUCCUCUUUUGGAAGAGUAUCGUCUUCCCUCGCGAUGGCGUGCUGCCAAGUCGAAGAUUGCCGGCGUUAUUCACUUCGCAGCAUAUAAAGCUGUUGAGGAGAGCAUCAGUCACCCAUUGAAGUAUUACUCCAACAAUGUCGGCGGUUUGAUCGACUUCGCAACCAAUCUUGGCGAAUUUGGCAUCAAGACUUUCAUCUUCUCUUCAUCUGCCACUGUCUAUGGCACUCUCGCGAAUUCGGGUCUUCCACUGAAAGAAGAACUCUGUGUUCACAAGGAGGAGAUCACUGUUGACCAUGAUGGGCAAACAAAAAUCGUGCAGCCCGGAUGUCAGGGAAUCACCAACCCGUACGGACGCACCAAGUGGAUUUGCGAGUCCAUUCUGGCCGAUCUCGCUGCCUCGGAUCCUGAGUGGACAGUUGUCGCUCUGAGAUACUUCAACCCCGUUGGCUGUGAUUCAUCUGGUCUCUUGGGCGAGGACCCAAGACAGACCCCAACAAACCUUCUCCCAAUUGUUGUCAAAGUCAUGACAGGCCAAUACGCCGAGCUGCAGAUGUUCGGAUCCGAUUGGGAAACCACCGACGGAACAGCAGUCCGCGACUUCAUCCAUGUCACCGAUCUGGCUCGUGGGCACAUUGCCGCGCUUAGAACUGCAAACGAGGGCAAUUUAAGCGAGAACUUCCGUACAUUUAACUUGGGUACCGGGUCUGGCUCUUCCGUUUUGGAAGUUGUCAACACCAUGGAGAGUGUCAUCGACAGGCCUAUUCCCAGGAAAGCUGCAGAACGCCGAGCUGGUGACGUGGGUUCCUGCGUGGCAGUUGCUGACAGGUCCCGAGAUGAGCUCAAGUGGAAAACAGAGAAGUCUUUGAAAGAUGCAUGCCAGGACAUUUGCACGUUCCUUGAUGUUAGUGGCCUGUCUUCAUAA
This is a messenger RNA of Penicillium atrosanguineum, 1287 nucleotides long. RefSeq names its product NAD-dependent epimerase/dehydratase family protein. Gene Ontology annotation, cellular component: cytosol. NCBI's taxonomy places the organism in Eukaryota, Fungi, Ascomycota, Eurotiomycetes, Eurotiales, Aspergillaceae. Gene Ontology annotation, molecular function: UDP-glucose 4-epimerase activity. The record is from RefSeq and is a predicted model, not a curated record. Gene Ontology annotation, biological process: beta-D-galactose catabolic process via UDP-galactose, Leloir pathway. The transcript has a single exon. The coding region runs from base 1 to 1287 and encodes 428 amino acids.